UGAAUAAAGAUUUACCAAAGAGAGUUCAUUCUCUUGAAGAAGAAUCCAGUUCUGAGUCAGAGAAAAACAAUAUAACAGCAAAUAUUUCAAACUCACAGCCUUUAAUAAAUAAAAAAAAAAAAACCAAACCAUUUGGUGAAGUGCAGAACUAUUUUAAAAGAGGAGUACAAAAAAGUAAUGGAUAUUAUGAAGCUACAUGUGAUUAUUGUGAUGAUCACUAG
Dentiscutata erythropus is the source of this 221-nucleotide messenger RNA. Lineage: Eukaryota; Fungi; Glomeromycota; Glomeromycetes; Diversisporales; Gigasporaceae. The record is from the annotation of a GenBank genome assembly.